Messenger RNA from Trypanosoma cruzi, 642 nucleotides. Its product is annotated as mucin TcMUCII, putative. The transcript has a single exon. Bases 1 to 642 code for a protein of 213 amino acids. NCBI's taxonomy places the organism in Eukaryota, Euglenozoa, Kinetoplastea, Trypanosomatida, Trypanosomatidae. The record is from RefSeq and is a predicted model, not a curated record.
AUGAUGACGUGCCGUCUGCUGUGCGCCCUGUUGGUGCUUGCCCUGUGCUGCCGCCUGUGCAUCUGCGGGACAGCAAGUGGUGAGGCUCAAGUUUCAACCACCGGUCAUCCACUCCCACUACCACAGGGGCAAACUCGGGAGACCAUGUCUUCAGGUUCAAAAGCCCCUACACUCCCGAAGGCGGAUACUUCCGAUGAGGCGGAUCAGUCAGUUGCGGCCUUUAAGAAAGGAAAACCAGGUGUUUCGUCCAAUACAGAAGAUGGAGAAGGCGCGACUGAACAGACAGAGUCAGAAAGUGUUGACACUAAAUCGAGAGGUUCAACGGAGAAUUCCAGUAAGUCGGUGGUAAAAAAAACAGAGCAGAAUCCGGAAGUGUUAAGACCUAAUGAAGAGGAUAACCUCCCGACAACAACUACGACGACCACGACAACUACGUCCACCACUACGACACAGGCACCAACCACGACGACGACCACUGCGCCUGAGGCACCAAGCACUACGACCACAGAGGCGCCAACCACGACGACCACCCGCGCACCGUCACGUCUUCGUGAAAUCGACGGCAGCCUCAGCAGCUCUGCGUGGGUGUGUGCCCCGCUGCUGCUCGCCGUAUCCGCGCUGGCGUACACCACUCUGAGCUGA